AUGAUGCUCCCUCCCAGCCCAAUCCAAUUCUGCAUUUUGAACCUCUCAGGUUUGAUUGCGCGGAAUUUGAUUGCGCUGGGAACGGGUUGCGCCCCAGAGCAAAUGAGUUCGAAGAUUGCGCAAUCUACUCCAACCAAACAUCUGUCGACUUCGCUGGCUUGCAUAACACAUUCGCUGGUUGCGCCAGCUUCCAUGGCGAAUCCAACGAUACUUGCGCCGGCAUUGGCAACGCAUUCGACCAUGCCGACCAACAACUACUGCAUACACCCCAAGCAGUCCAAGGCACCGAUCCAUGGACUUCUGGCGUCUUAGGGUUUGAGGUUUGGGUUAUAUUUGUUUCUAACUACGCUAGCUUGCGACGAGUGUUUUUAUCUCUCUCUAAUAGUCUUGAAAUACAGAAGGACUAUACUAAUAAUACAGAGGGUAAGAGCCUGAAGGUGUCAGGG
Cadophora gregata is the source of this 446-nucleotide messenger RNA. RefSeq lists its product as uncharacterized. The transcript has 2 exons. Lineage: Eukaryota; Fungi; Ascomycota; Leotiomycetes; Helotiales; Ploettnerulaceae. The record is from RefSeq and is a predicted model, not a curated record. The coding region runs from base 1 to 312 and encodes 103 amino acids.